Messenger RNA from Grosmannia clavigera kw1407, 5040 nucleotides. RefSeq lists its product as uncharacterized. NCBI's taxonomy places the organism in Eukaryota, Fungi, Ascomycota, Sordariomycetes, Ophiostomatales, Ophiostomataceae. Bases 1 to 5040 code for a protein of 1679 amino acids. The record is from RefSeq and is a predicted model, not a curated record. The transcript is spliced from 2 exons.
AUGCUGCCCGUCAUCAUUUUCGCCAGCCUCAUCUGGCUGUUCACCCUCCUCCGCCCGGAGACACGCCCGGCAGCUCAGGUCCUUUGGCCAACUGCCAUCGGAUACCUCUUCCUCCCGGGCUGCCUCUUCCUGGUGGUGCCGGCCUCGAUGUUCUUGCGGGGUUUGUGGUCUGGCCGUGUUUUCCCUCGCCUCCACUUGCUCAUUUCCUUCGCCGCAACCUCCGCCGCACUCGCUGUCCUCUACGUUCUCUAUCGCCAGCUCUCCUGGGCCACCGGUCUGACCAUGGCCCUUGUCCAAGACUGGGAGGAGUUCGUUGUGGACGUGGCGGAGGGGCCUCGCGAGACUCUUGGCCCGCUCUUCCGUGACGCCUUCUUCGCCGGCCUCGACGACCUCAACUUUUUUGAGGGACUCAAGCAGGACAAGCGGGAUCUGCAGGACAUGGCCGAUCGGGCUCUCGACGCCCUGUUCGUGCUGCCGGGAGUGAUUGGCCACGUUUUCCACGCCGUCCUCUCUGUCCCCCGCUUCCUGAUGGCCUGCGAAGACGCGCUCGACGAGGGCCCCCUUGUGGUGGCGACGUUUGUUUGGGAGCACCUCCUGGCUUUGGUGGCCUUUGUCGUUGGGCUUCUGCUCAUCGCCAUGGGCAGCUGCUGGCUCUACUUCAUUCUCGUCCAGAAGAGAGCCCUGGAGAUUGCCCACCGGCGGUCCCAGAACGAGCAGUUUGUUGCUGUGAUCGACCAGCAGCACGCCAUGAUCAACGCCAUGGAUGAAGUUGCCGACCAACUGUACCAGCGCGCCAAGUCUGUCGUCGAUGACAUCUGGUACAAUGUCUUCCGCCCGGGCGCCCUCCAUCACCUGGCCCAGCUCCAGCAUGCCUGCGUGCCCCGAUCGAUGGGGUCGCGCAUCCGCACCACCCGGCGCAACACCACGCACUUUGUGCGUCACCGUGUGGCGGUGCGGCCUGGACUGGGCAUGCCAACACCGGCUGCUCUCGCGACUUCCUUUGACCCGUUUGCCAUUUACGACGCGCUGAAUGAUCUGUCCGACUCCAACCAGCUGAUCAUGAAGGGACUUGCCUCGGAGAGAGGGAGGCUGGCCAGACAGAUUUCCGCGCUGGACCAGUAUCUCGAGGCAAUCCUGGCUGACAUCAAGCUGCAUCUUCAGCGCGGGCAAUACGGACGGGAGUCGUGGACGCAGGAGAAAUAUCAGGCAGCAUUCGCGCGCUAUGACGAGUACGUCAUGCGCAAGGCCGACAGCGACAACGACAGCAAUGCUCCUGAUAUUGGCUCCUUUGAGCAGUUUCAACUGGCAUGGAACAGCCGGGCCGCCAUGGUUUCCUCGCCGCCCGCUGUGUCCCGGGGAUGUGCCAAUGAAUGGGCCUCAUCCAUCUUGCUCGACCACUCGACAGUCAUCGUGCCUCGCGACGAUCGCCAGUGGGAUGAAGAUGCGCGACUGCACACGUCUCAGCAGCGGCAUCGGAGUCCCCACGUCCGGAUCGAUGACCACCUGCAGCGUCCAGAGUAUCGACUCCGCUUGCAGGACGAGCAGAUGGAGAGCCAGCGCCUCGAGCUCUCGAGUGCCCUUCAACGGCAGCGGGCCAUGGAGAGCCACCUCCACGCCCUCGAGCAGAAGUGCAGCCAGCAGCAAAGCAUUCUGGAACGGCCGCCCCGGGAAGCUCAGGCCGAGUCGGCUUCGUCGGAUGCUCCUGUCAGAGGUCCGACGACCACACCGUUCCAGGAGGCAGCUGCUCUGCCUUCUGCUCCGAUUCAGCACGACGGGACGUCUGUCCCCCCCUCUGCCCCCGAUCCAGCAUUGAAGCUGUUUCGCCAGCGGCAGCAGGACUGGGCACUUUACCUGCGGAUCGUCCGUGGAAAGGCCUCUGGCAGUCCCCAGCUCCCCGAGGAGCAUGGCACUGUCGACGCCGGACCAUCGAAACGGACGAUGAUCCCAAGGGCCGGUGCAAAGACAGCGUCCCCCGUCGCUCGCUCCCGUCGCCGUGUUCAUUUCGCAGACACGUGCGACAUUCUUUACUUCUCGACUUCUCCGUCUUCCUCGCCCGACGCCGACGCCGACAAGAUGCUGCUGGAUUCUCCAGACCGGGAGGACCAGCAUGCAGCAGAGCGGGAAUUCCAACGUCUGGAAGACCUCCCACCUCUGCCCUUGUCUCCGCCACCGCCGCCACCGCAGUCGUCCACCGAAGACGUACCGCCACUGCCGCCAUUUCCGUCCGGCCGGAAGAAGAUGGACAAGUCGACGAAGCGAGAGGUCUUGGCAUCUCCCGCGACCAUUUCGUCACCAGCCCCCACCGCCGCCGCCGCUUUGCCAGUCACGUCGGAGCCACUGCACGUGCAUGAGACAACACACGACUUGUGUUCGUCUCGCUUUCUGCCGAGCCGUCAUCGCGCUCAAGAACCCACUUCCAGGGUGCUGAGGCAGCGAACACGGCAGACGCAGAGAGUGCAGCGGACGCCGCCAUCGCAGCGUCCGCUGCAUGCACGCAGGGUCGACGUCGACGAGCGGUCGGCACAGGAGGUCCGGAAGCAGGACCAGAUUGGACUCGCGGGAGAAUCGACGCCAGACUCUCCCCCACACAUGUCGCAGCAGGCCGCCACCCCGGCUGCGACCCCCACAUCCCCUGCCCAGUUGUUGCCCGGGAAUGCCCCAUCCCCAGCACCGGUGAUGCAUUAUAUCCCGGGAGCUAUGCCCGCCGGAAGUGGAAGUGAGGACGACUUGUUCGUUCUCGCGAAGCAGCGGACGGUGGAGGCCCCGAUGGCGAAGGCUCCGAGUGCAGCAGCAGGUGCAGGGAUGCACUCGAUGGAAUCCGAUCCGGGAGCAUCGGACAUCGACAUGACGACGGCCAUGGACUUUGAAUGGCACGCGGCUACAGAAGCCGCCACGGACGAGGAGGCCGAGAUCAUGGCACAGCUGGCAUCGACGAUGGCGUCCACGGACCUGUCUGACGUGCUGGCGCCACCUCUGGCCGAAUCGUUUGCGGAGACCGGCGAGGUGCAGCACACGCUCCCUCUCCUGGAAGACCAGAUGGCAGCGCUCGAUGUCUGGAGCCUGCCAUGCGACAAUCUGCCGGACAUGCGGGAGGUACUGGGCCUCACAGAGUGGCCCACGGACGAGGAGAUGACGGAGCUGAGGGAGAUCCUUGACAGGGCUGAGAUCCCUACCUUGUCAGAGCUGUUGCCACUUCCAGACACGCCGAUGACAGAGGGUAUCGCCUCGACUGCUCCGGAAGACCCCGUCCAGACAGCCCCAGUGCCUCCCGCCCCACUGCAGCACCAGUCAUCGCCCUUCGCCAGCGACAAUCAUGGCGACAGCGACACUGGCGGCUGCAGCACGACUCCGGCAGAGACCGCUGGUCUUCUGUCUCCCCUGCCUUCUGCCCUAAUUCCAUCGACCAGUACGAAGGUCUUUGGAGGGCCGUCGUCAUCACCAGCGCCAACCUCUUCCCCAGCAGCCACGGUCCAGCUUGCACUUCCGACAUUUCAGUCGCUGCCGCCCUCGGAUCGUGCAAUGCCCGUGGCUGACUUCCCUCUUCCGGACGCUCCACCCGCCACCCUCGUCAUCCCCUCUCUGCCCCCGCCGGUCGUUCCAACGGCAGCAACAUGGCCAGCGUCAGCUUUCGUGCCUGCGCCAGCUGCCACCGGCAUUGACGAGAGGGAGAUGAUCGGAGUCGAGAGCUUGCUCGCGCUUGCUCUCCCGGCCACACCCCCCCCUGUCCCCUCUCUACCGCCGCCGGUCAUUCCAACAGCAGCUUCUUGGCCAGCGUCAGCUUUCGUGCCUGCGCCAGCUGCUCCCGGCCAUGACGAGAGGGAGAUGGGCGGGAUGGAAAUGGAGUUUCCGGCUGUCCCAGUUUCACUUCCAGUCCCAGUCCCAGCCCCUGCCCCUGCACCGACCCCUGCUGCUGUGUUGAUGCCGCCUCCGCCUCGGCCCAGACCUGCGCGGCCGCCAGUCCCCACAACCACCACCAGCCAGCCAGAGAGACCGUUGACGCCGAUGCCGUCAUCGUCUCGGGUGGUCGGGACCCCGCCGGCGCAGGAACAGCCACAGCAGCAGCAUGAGUCGCAGUCUGCCCGAUCGAAGGGCAAGGAAAAGGCAGCCGAGGACUGGGCGAUGGACGCGAUGGGAGACUCGGUACCAGAGUCUCCAGUUCGCACGACAGCGAGGGAGUCCGGCCAGAGAAAGACUCUUGUGCCGCGACUGAGGAAGAGAACCGGAGGGAAACAAACGAGCGGGCCCUCCGCAGCGCCAAUGCCCGCAUUCGGUGGCGACACACAGGAAAGUCAGAUGGCACCUGCAUUUGACUUUACGGUUUCUGCGCCUGUUGUCGUCACCGCCAACACCGCCACCACCACAACCGCUUCGGACGUCGAGUCCGAAGCCGAAUCCGAGGCCGGAACCACUGUCGGCAGCAAUGCUGACGCCGGCACCAACAACGACAACGACCGUGAUGGCAACACAGGCAACGUCAUGGUUAUUUCCGGAUUUGGCGGCCAGGGUCUGGAGGGCUACCAGGCCCCAUUGUUUGCGCCGAUGCCAGAGGAGGUCGCGGCUGCGGUGGCUGCCACCGCCGCGGCUGCUGGCCUGCCAUCUUUGAUCGGCGCAGACAGCGCCGCCAACACGGCAACGGACUGGAGUGGUGGUGGCCGCAAGAGAGGGUCGCUCCGGGAUCAUGCCCGGGCGACAAUGGAGGAAUACCAGGCCAUCUGGGCGGAUGACAAAGUUCGCGGUUAUGCCGUGAAGCUGGAGCAAGUCAUCCGGGUGGGAGAACAGUUCCUCGGGAUCGAGCAGAUCGACGACGAGCUGGCGAAGUCAUGGCCGCACGCAGCGCGAAAAGAAAUGCUGGUCUCUUUUGUCCAGCAACAGAGCACGCUUCCAGACAAUUGGAAUGCGUCUCUGUCCACCGUGACGGAGCUCUCGUUGAACUGGCUCGACACGGUCAGCCACUGGGACGAGAUCGAGGAAUACUUCCAGGAAAGCUUUGAGGCGAAGCUGUUCGAGGCCCUGGUGGGAUACGACCUGCUGUACCAGUAG